This is a messenger RNA of Symbiodinium necroappetens, 789 nucleotides long. NCBI's taxonomy places the organism in Eukaryota, Dinophyceae, Suessiales, Symbiodiniaceae. The record is from the annotation of a GenBank genome assembly.
AUGCGGAUUCAUGCUUGCCCACACCAUGCGCAGCUCGAGGAUGGCUUGACGGCUCUCCACCUCGCAGUCAUCAGAGGACACGAAGGCGUCGCAACUGCUUUGCUUCAGGGACGUGCAGAUGUCGAUGCUGCCAGUUCGGCCGGCGACACACCGCUGAUGUGGGCAGCCCAUCAAGGCCGCGACUCCAUCUGCCACCUUCUCUUGUCCUGGGGUGCUGAUGCCACGCUUAAGAAUGCUGCGCAGCAGAAUGCCGCCAUGCAGGCCUCUUACCAGGGCUUCACGCACAUCAAGACUUUACUGGAUCACCACGACGCAUGGAAGGCCAAAGGUGAAGCCGCCACGACGCCGGGCUCCAGCGCCUCAGCUGCCGCUGCACGUCGGGCUGCGAACCUUGCAGAGGUGGCACAGUCGCUGCGUGAGGAGGCAGAGAGAAAAGAGGAUGAUGCUUUCUGGGCCUCUGUGCGUGCACGUCGCGAACGAGCUUCCGGCGAUGAAGAGCUCUUCCGCGACUUUGUGUCAACAAGUGCAAAAGGCCCGAGCUCCUCCGGCACCUUCCAGGCGCCACGGCGCAAGGAGCCAGGCCACUUGCGUGGGCCUUAUCGGAUCUUAGAUCUUGGGCCAGCAGCAAGCGCGGCUGAUGUGCGGAAAGCCUACCGGAAGCUCGCCUUGCUGCAUCAUCCAGACAAGAAUCCUGGCGACCCGGACGGUGCUAAGAAGCGAUUCACAAAGGUUGCCCUGGCAUAUGAGGCCAUUUGCGCUCAUCUGGCCCCUCCCGUGAGCUCACACUGA